Messenger RNA from Chaetomium strumarium, 2474 nucleotides. RefSeq lists its product as uncharacterized. NCBI's taxonomy places the organism in Eukaryota, Fungi, Ascomycota, Sordariomycetes, Sordariales, Chaetomiaceae. The transcript is spliced from 2 exons. The coding region runs from base 282 to 2219 and encodes 645 amino acids. The record is from RefSeq and is a predicted model, not a curated record.
CUUGGCACAGCAUCAGCGACAGCCUCGAGAAUUGGUCAGCGCUGAGUCCGAAGGUGUGUCGAUGCGGCUCUUACGGUCUCACUUGUCAUAACCUUCUGGGUCUUCUCUCAGUCCAGCCCAGAAUGUCGCGAGGAAGGCAAAACUCUCCUCUCUCUUUCCCUCCUCCGGAGAGCAUCGCUCAGACCGCGAACACUGCUUCCGAGCCCUUCCAAGUUCAAGAGUGCUCUCAAUAACAUCGUGCUCGCACAAGGAUACUUAAGUAUUAUCCCCUAUUCACUACCAUGGCGGACGUCUACACUCCGCCCCCGGACUCGUCCUACCUCCUGGUGACGCCCUUCACGAUGCCGAGCGACCGAGGAGACCGGUGGGCCGUGUCCUUCACGGGGAACAGCUCGGCGCUCGUGGCGGCGGCGCUGUCCGUCAUGGUGACCGUGUCGUUCCUCUGUCUCUGGAACUUCAUCUCGUUCGUGGCCGUGCUCUCGGUCCGCGCCGAAACGCGCCACCGCUACGUCGCCGUGGUCACGCUGUGGAACUCCAAUGACCCCUGGUUCGCUUUCAAGGAGCUGCUGCACUACACCUACCGGCACUACCAGACCUUCCGGUCCCAGGGCGACAAGCGGUGGGACGACUUCCGCUACGGCCUCGUCUUCUGCCUCCUGGCGUUCGCCGUGUUCGGGUCGAGCAUCGCCAUGGGCAUCGUCGCGCCGUCGCUGGUGCAGAUCGGCAACGUGGCGCCGGUGCGGCCGAGCACCGUCUUCUACCCGGCCACGCCCGCGCCCGAGGACAGCGCGCAGGAGCUGCACGACUUCGGGCUGCGCGCGCCGUCGGUCAUGCGCGCCCUGGGCAGCGUCGAGGCGGCGCAGGUCACGCUGCGCCAGCGGGUCUCCAUCACGCAGAACCAGGACUACGCGCCACUGCCGGACGGCGACCGCAACGUCAGCCUCGAUUACCGGUACUCCCUCUCGGGCGUGGAGCUGGGCAUCUUCGGGGGGUCCGACCUCCGCCUCACGGUGGAGGGCCACUGCUUCACCGAGUACAGCUGGAGCAGGCCCGCACCACCCGACGGCAGCGACCCGGACGCGGCCGACUGGUACCGCCUCUGGAACGAGCCCGGCACGGACGACGACCAAUGGACCCAGUGGGUCCUGCUCAAUCAGUUCGACACGGCGCACGCGCCCUCGGCCAGCUUCAUCAACCACCCGAACGGGGCCGAGCAACUCGCAGGCGGCGUCGACAUGCUGUAUGCCGUGCUGGUACACGCGGCCUGGCGCUCCAGCAUCACCAUCGGCGGGGACCCGUGGUACGCGACAGAAUCCCGCCCGGCCAACGACCCGCCGGCACCCUACAACGCGGCGUUCCGAAUGAAGCGGCGCCGGCCCGUGCUCUCCUGCGGCGAGCGGAACAGCUGGACCUACGCGGGCCACGCCGUCACCUCGGUGCUCGACCUGAAGACCACGCCGGGGAUGAAGAUCCCCACGGUGCUGCUCGACAUCCUCGAGACCACCCUCGGCGGCGGGCCGAUGGUGGUGCGGCUGGGCAACGCCAGCGGCGACUCGGCGCUGCGCUCGCGCACGACCAGCCCCAACGGCGUCAUCGACGCCGGCGCGUCCAGCAUGUUCGCCGACAUGGAGCGCCUGAUCCUGGCCAGCUACGUGGCCACGCGCAGCCUGUUCACCGACGCCGUCAUGUUCGGUGGCGGCGCCGACUAUGCGAAUGUUGUCGAGGGCGCUGACGGCCAGCCCCGCGAAGGGGCCGGCCACUUCGUGGUCUCGAGCCCGGACAUCCAGACCUUCUCUUUGACGGGGAUCGUGACGCUUGCUGUCAUCCUGCUGGUGCUGAUCCUGCUGAAUGCUUUGACCUGGCUUCUUCUGCAUUUUCACCACCAGUCCGAGAACAAUACCGGUACAAAUAUUACCACAGAGGCUCAGCAGACUGAGGCUGAGGCUGCUGCUGUCAAGGGUCCCAAGCCGGGCAUGUUCGGUCUCAGAAAGAAGACUCGUGAUAUCCGCGCAGAGAAUAAGCACAAGUGGACCCGCUUCCACGUCCUGGCCGCCGCCCAGCUCUUCCGCUGCGUGUAUGAGCCGGAGACGGGGCCGCCGCCACGCGAGGUGUGGAGCUGCAGUAGCGUUGACACGAACCACUAUGAGAAUGGCAGUGGGAAGCUUGUCGUGCGCACCUGCGGUGAGGCGAAGUGUAUGGGGCAUAUCGGCAAGGUUUGAAGUGAGAGUGUCGUCGCAGGGACGGGGGAUGGCAAAUGAGCUGUGAACUUUGAAAGGUCUUGUUGGAGGGGAACUUGCGUCGAUGCUGCAGUUGUUGGAGGCUGCCAGUGGGGGAUACUAGUACUAAUGUUCUGUCUGUUCUGGUGGAUGGCGAGAGCGAACCGAACCCUCCCAGGGCGAUGCCCUCUAAGCCUAGGGUCGUGGUUGUGGAAUGUUUGCCAGUCCUUUUUCUUUUUCUUGAGUAGCUUCCUGUCU